Cylindrotheca closterium is the source of this 1230-nucleotide messenger RNA. NCBI's taxonomy places the organism in Eukaryota, Bacillariophyta, Bacillariophyceae, Bacillariales, Bacillariaceae. The record is from the annotation of a GenBank genome assembly.
AUGGGUUUCAUAAUACACAUCUUCGUUGUCUGUCUCUGGCUGCAACUGAUGAUUCUUCCAGCAGUGCAGGCGCAAGAAGAUGAUGGUGAUUUUUGUAAUUUUGAUGGAGAACGGAUACCUCGGGGAGCGAGCGUGGGAUCCAACUUUGAAACGCGAUGUGGGCCUUGGGAAGAAUGGCCCUGUUUCUGCAAUCCAGAUGUUCCCUAUCAAGUCGAUUGUCCCUAUUGUGGCUUUGCGACCAACACUCCCAAUCUGGUGAAGUGUGCCAAGCAUGACGAGACAGUUUCGUUGCUUGCGCUGUCAGAUGACCUCGGAAAGAAAUGCACUUGUGAUGCAAGUGAUCCAGCCUUCCCAGUGAGUAGCUGCGUUGGCGAUUUCUUUGCGGAUAAGUGUAUGUUUGUCGUGGAUGGGAAAACGUUCUGGUACGCAAAUGGGGAUAUGGUCGAUGUCGUAAAUCCUUGCGGAUCGGUGUCGGAUUACCCUUGCUUUUGCAAUCCCAAUCUGCAAGAUCAAUUGUACUGUCCUUAUUGUACGGUAACCACGCGGAGUGGUGCGGUCGAAUGUCUAAAGGACGAAGAGGUCAAGCAAUUCAAUAUAUUCCGACAAGGAAGCCAGUCGUCGUGUGUUUGUGACUAUUCAUCUCGGGGCAACUUGAACUUCCCAGCCGAACCAAGAUGCAAUCUUCCGGAUGGCUGUGCUGUAGCAGAAACAAAUGGUGCUACUACAUUCUACAGCGAUGGGGAGGAAAUUCGGAAUCGCGAGGGUAUCUGUGGAACAGGGUAUCCCUUCAUUUGCGAUGCGUCCGGCGCAUCAAUCGGCAGUGACAAUCUCACGUACCCGUACUGCCAAAUUAUCGACCAAUCCGGGGAAGUUCAAUGUGUCAGAGAUGGCGAGUCGAUAUCGUUGAUUGAUCGAUUUGGAGAAAGCGUCCGUUGUACCUGUCGGUUUGGAUCCUUGGGUCCAAUUUCAGAUUGUGUCGACUCGGACAUAUCAAUAACUACUCCGCCGACUAGAGCACCAGCUGAUUCACCAACAAGGGCGCCAACAGUGUCGACACGACCACUAUCAACAACACGACCCACAGUGAUUCUUUCACUGCCCCCACCAACACCGUCACCAGGACCUAGGCAGACGUCUUCGAACGCGGCAAGGCCGCGCAUCACUACUGUUGCUUCCGUCGCCUCGGUAGUGGCAGCCGUCGUUGCAACAUUUCAAUUAUUUUCACAAUAG